This is a messenger RNA of Fusarium odoratissimum NRRL 54006, 1580 nucleotides long. RefSeq names its product actin-like protein 2/3 complex subunit 4. The transcript has 7 exons. Gene Ontology annotation, molecular function: actin filament binding. Lineage: Eukaryota; Fungi; Ascomycota; Sordariomycetes; Hypocreales; Nectriaceae. Bases 187 to 696 code for a protein of 169 amino acids. Gene Ontology annotation, biological process: Arp2/3 complex-mediated actin nucleation; actin filament polymerization. Gene Ontology annotation, cellular component: actin cytoskeleton; Arp2/3 protein complex. The record is from RefSeq and is a predicted model, not a curated record.
CCCACCUACAGACACAGGAGACGUCAGGCCUGGCGACGCCUCACUAACAACUGCGCCUCACCUCGACGAAGCUCCAACCUCCAACGUCAACGUCGACCGACCCCGCCGAGCUCCGUGUUCACCGUCGACAUCUACAUUCGUGCUAUUUCUAGUUAAUUGAGGACGUCUGAGGACGUAUUUGCUGCCAUGUCUCAAUCCCUCCGACCCUACCUGCAAUGCGUACGCAGCAGCUUGACCGCCGCGCUCACACUCUCCAACUUUGCUUCCCAGACCGCCGAGCGACACAAUGUUCCAGAGAUUGAGGCCCAGACGUCUCCCGAGGUCCUGCUGCAGCCCUUGACCAUUGCGCGCAACGAGAACGAGCGUGUCUUGAUUGAGCCCAGCAUCAACUCCGUCCGUAUCAGCAUCAAGAUCAAGCAGGCCGAUGAGAUUGAGCAUAUCCUGGUCCACAAGUUUACAAGAUUCUUGACGCAACGUGCGGAGUCCUUCUUCAUUCUGCGGAGGAAACCUAUCAAGGGUUAUGACAUUUCUUUCCUGAUAACAAACUUCCACACCGAGGAAAUGCUGAAGCACAAGCUUGUCGACUUUAUUAUUCAGUUUAUGGAAGAGGUCGACAAGGAGAUCUCUGAGAUGAAGCUAUUUUUGAACGCUCGAGCACGAUUCGUGGCCGAGUCUUUCCUUACACCGUUUGACUAAACCCCUCAGCUGGUUUGAGGCUCGGAGUUUGCUUGGGAGUGUCGGUUGUCGCAAUGUUUCUGUGACCAGGCAAAGGGUAUUAACCAUUCAUGAUGGCAUUGAACUGCUGAGGCUCUGAUAGGUGAGCCUCAUGCUGUGGUGAGGAAGGAGGUUCAAGAGAACGACAUUAGACAUAAACCUUGCCGACCUUACCGAGUUGAAAUGCGUAUCUUUCUGGAAACGAAGCCUUUAUUGCAUCUGACAACAUCAUUCUUGGGAUAGAGGCCAUGGUUUUAUGCCGGAAUUAGUACGUAAAGUUCUUUAGUGAGAACACUACCAGUUGAGGAAGGAGGCAUGGUCGUGAUUGCCUCAUGGGAUCAAUGGGUCUUUACGUAAGACAUCAACACGUUCUUGAACCAACUACCAUUAUCUCAUCCUUCAUAAUUCAUCAACUAUCAUUUUUCAUAAGCAUUAUUGUUACCAUUAUCCUUGUUCUAUCAGUUACUGGCCACUGCUGAAUUCAAUUCUCACAAUAACCCUCAACAACAAUUCAACAACAAGUGCCUAUUGCACUAUUUCAGGCUUGACAACGCUAAUCAGUCAAGCCUGCACCUUUAUCUCUUUAAAUCAGUCACUGAGAUUCUUCUGCUUUCUCUUUCUGCCUUUUGCCUUUUGCAGUUGGCAUUGUUUCUUCCCUUUCAUCCUCCAACCCUGACCACUCUUCAACCUUGAUAAUUUGGGUCGUUCCGCUCUAUCAACUCAGAUCAUAUUGAAAUCUUUCAAGAUAGCUUGACCAAGACCAGUGCUAGCCUUCAGAUACUUUGAAGACAUUUCCUUGUUUUCUUGCCUACGCCCUUACGCCCUCCAUACCCGAGACCCAAAACCGCGAGCCCCAAACCCGAAAA